GUCAGGUCAAAUUCCCUACGUAUAUUUGUAAUUCCCGUUCAAAUACACCACGUAUUGGGAAAAAUUGGAGUUCAAAUACCCCACCCCAUGUACGAAUUGGAAGCUACAGCAUUUCGCAAUUUUGGAAUUUCAAAGUUUUUCUUUCCUUCUAAAACUCUCUUCAAUCGUUCAAAGUCGUUUUCUUGUAGCCAACCAAGGACAAAGUUAAUUCCUUUGCACUUGAAGACCUUGAACUCAUCCAUUAAUUAUUGACGCCAUUUUGGAUUCUGCACACGUGUUUAAUUAAAAGAAAAAUUCAAAUUCCCGACCCCCUUCAAAUUUCCCACCUUCCACUAGAAAAAAAGGUCAAAUUCCCGCCUUCUUAAAAUACUAAACAAGCAAAUUCCCCAGGUAUGCCCGGGGGGGGGGAAUGUCAAGGUUUCGAUUUGAUUCGCGCAUAAAUCAGGAUAAAUGUAAAGCAUAUCACCACAGAGUAGAUACAGAUAUCACUUUCAGUAUGCUAUAUUAUGGUUAUGAUGUCAGCUAGUCGUUACGAAUAUCGUUUAAUAUGCUUUACUUUUAUUAUAAAAUAACCUGAAAUUUGUCAACCAUAUUAAAUUGGACAUGUUUCAACAUUUCGUGACUGCGACGUCAGUACAUAUUUUUGGGAAAUAUCUUAUAAUACAGUGAUAUAUUAUGGCAUUUAUUUUACUGUGGAUUUCGCUGACGAUUUUAACCAGGCUUUCAAAUGCUUCUUUGGACAGUAGUGGAGGUAUGCUUUCAUUUUUAUGUAUUUUAGAUGGAAUCAUGGGAUAUUAAUAAUCCAUCUACCGAUCUACGUUCAGAUCAUAGGUUCAGAUGUCAGAUACCCCUAAACCUUGAUAUUUCCCCAUGUAUGGGACUUCAGUGGCGAAGUGGUCAAUGUGACUCAAACCCAGUCCUCAUGUGAAAAGAGUAAAAAGUCAACGCUCUGCCGAAAGUCGUGGGUUUUCUCUGGGUAGUCUGUGUUUCCUCCCACAGGGAAAGUUGACAGGGUGGGGUAGGCACAUAGGUCUGGAGGCAGAACAUUAAUGAUGUAUGGACUAAUAGCAGCCGCUCAAGCGCCAUCUGUAAGCUCAAAGUCAAGAAAUUGUGGUAAUGCAGUCAGCAGUUGGACUAAAAAUCUUCAUAGUUAUUGUCUGGCUAAUCAAUUGGGGAAAGUGCUGUAUAGAAUUUCUAUUUUCUACUCAGAUCAUGACCAGACAUGACAGUUUUUUGAAGUCUUAGUAAUAAAUAGGAUUCAAAACUGAUGUGUAUGGCCCACAAUAAAUUAGCACUGCAGAGAACUACCUCGUUCUUUAUUAAUAAAUCCCAUUUUAUUCGCCCAACUAUAAAGACAGCUUUAAUUUUUGAAUUGGACUAUACCAGGACAAAAAUAAAUAUGAUGCAGGUCCAGGGGUGUAGGAACCGGAGGGGGGCACAGGGGGCACGUGCCCCCCCCCCCCAAUUUUUUCAAAGGAUGAAAAGUGCCCUUUUUGUACAAGGUAAUGUCGCUGUAAAUACUAAAUUAGGGAUGAGCCGAUAAGGAAAAUUGCUGAUUACUGAGGCCGAUUAUUUAUAAGUCGAUUAUCAUAACUAAUCGGCCGAUUAAUCGGUACCUGCUGAUUAUUUUAAAAAGCAAGAAAAAAAAUACAAGAUGACUAACAAUGAAGUUGUAAAUACAGUUAUAUUGUUUACAGUACACACUAAAUCAGCUUCAAUCUUGCAUGUCAACAGUCAAAGUUUAGUUUUGGCAGAUUAUGAUGUAAAAACAGGAUAUUCUCAGCUUUAUGCAGAGCUAGUCUGCUGCAUUAUUCAGUGGAAAUGUUCCCAGCCUCACUGAACACACAUUACAAAUAUAUGCAUUUUAUUAGAAAUAUCAGGAUUCGUUUAAUUUAAGCCAAUCAGAAAACAGAAUAUGGUAUGACUCAACCACAGAAUAACAACUCAACGCAUAGGCAUGCAUUUUUUUGAUAUGCUACCUUUUUUAUCUUAACAAAACGGCUCAGUAAAAAUUACAAUAAGAAAAAGAAUUUUGGAAAUUCUAAAAAUACGUUUUUGCAAUUAAUAACAUCAUAAUCUGUUGCCAUAAUAACAUAAGUGAUAACAUGAUACCAUCCACCUGUAAAAGUUUCAUUGCACCACAUGGUUCAAGAGAUAUGCGUGGGCACUUCCACCCCCCCCCCCUCCCCCUACCCCUACCAGUCCCAGAAGACCCAAAAAAGCCCAGUCUGGCCCAUAGCUUAGAAUAAGUUUUCAGAACUUGUUAUGUCAUAUGUCAUGUCAUGUUAUUGUAUAUAGUUAUGUUAUGACUCUCCGAUUUAUUAGAAACUCUCUCCAAUUCGCGGGAUAUCAGCUGAACUUUCCAGGCGUGGGUUACAUGAUGGCAUACUACACCAAAGUGCCUGAUAUAUUUACCUGUUACCUGUACCUCUAGUCAUUUACUGUCACUGCAUUGCUGUUUCGACUCAUCUGAACCAGAAUGGCAGAAUCUGAAAAAUGUUAUUAAGAGUCGUCGAAACUAUUAUCAUGAUCAAAUACAAAUCUGUGUGUUAGAGAAUAUUGUUGGCUUUAUGGCUUAUACGUGUGUGUGGGGUAUAUUCAGAGGUUUAUGCUAUAUAAUUGAUAUACCACAAAUGCAAAACUGUACUGAUUUUCUAUUUCAGGGUCUGUCUAUAAAGUACCACAGCAAUUUUCUUCCAGUAGGAUGAUAUGGUGGCAUCCUUAUUACAGUCUGAAAGAAUAUCAAUCAUUUCAAGAUGCCAAAAUUUAUGCCUUGGAUGUCCCAGUAUACACAAGUGAAAUGAUAUUGUCAUUUCAUUAUCAGGGAAUGUAUUUACAUUCUCAUAAACCAUGCAACAACAGUAUUAUUGUGUAAGUACAAAAUCUGUAUUAUAUUUGAUGUUUAUUUUUAUACAUUGAAAAAAGAUGCAUAGUCUGCAUGCAGGGUUCCCAGUACAAUUUGGAGUAGGAGGCUUUUUGAAAGAAGUAUGGGCGCUUAUAUGGUGCUGAAGAUACCUCCUCGAGGGGAGUUCGAGGGCGUCUCCUCGUGAAGAUUUAAAUCUGAAAUGACAUUUCCAAAUUCCAUUUCCAUUUUUUUUCGAGAGUAUUUUUUUUUAGUUUUUGAUAUCCGAAUAUUUAGCCAAGUAGAAAACCUUCCCUUGACAUUUCUUUGGCAAGGAGGCAAUAUUUGGUUUACAGUAUAAUCAGCUAGAUACAGGGUAAAUAACCGCCGAUUGUCAGCGCUAUAGACGGCAAAAAUUGCUGUGUGGCCAGUCUGUAGGCUUAUAUUGGGAACCCUAGCAUGAGUCAAAAUUUUACAUUUUAACUGAGACUAAUAAGGAAAAAAUAGGUACACAAGCGUACACCGCGGUGAAAUAAGAGUCUGUGUUGUAUUACUUCGCUUUGCAUGUAUGAAAUAUUAAGGCUUUGCAUGUCCCAAAAAUAAUGAUUCUCGAAGUUUGCAGUUUGCACCACUAUGCUCCAAAGUUCCAAACCUGAAAGAAUUUUUUUUGAAAAUAAGUUAUUGUCCAGUUAUACACCAAUUAAGAAAUUCUCAAACAGAUCUGGUACUUCCAUUCCCAAAAUCACAAUUUAAGAAAAAGACCUUCAGUUAUAGUGGAGCAACUCUUUACUCUUUGGAAUAACUUAUCAAUUACUGCAAAACAAUCCAAUUCUAUGAGUUGUUUCAAAAGACUAAUGAAGCUACAUUUUCGAAAACAAGUAUGUAAAUAGUUUUGUAUGUAUGUUUGUUGUUAUUUAUGUUUGCUAAUUGUCUAAAGAAUAAUUAUGUAAAUAGUUUGUAUUUUGUAUAUGUAUUAGUCUUAAUCUUGCAAGUCCCCUAUGGAAAUCAUCGAAAGAUGUUAAGGCUAACGUGUUUAAAUAAUUUUUUAUGUAAGUAUGUACAGUAUAUGUAUGUACUAUAGUCAUGUAAAAAUCAACACAAACUGUAUGCAAAAUAUAUUCAUAAUUUUAGACAUAAUGUAUAUUUAAUGCUUUAAAAACGCGUUUGUUAUUCACGCAACAGUAACUGCAGUGAAAUUUAAAUUGCGUGGUACAGUAGAUGUUUAAUAUUAGACAGAUUUAGAUCGAGGACGCGGACACAGAGUAGAUAAGACAUACGGAGACGUAACUGACCGUUGUAAACACUGCGGAAGAUUACGUUAUCAUGUACCCACUUUUUUUCAGGCAGGCGAUCGGGCGAAAAAUGAUCAACUGCGCGUGCUCAGCAAGUUUAAAGUGAGUCGUCAUCAGGUCGUCAUCCAAUCAGAUGCAUGCAUCUAGUAACUUGCCGAGCAUGCGCACAAAAAAAGUGGGUACACUAGUUACGUCUCUGUAUGUCUCUACCAGCUCUGUGACGCGGACGUCAAAGUCAAAGACGACGUGAAAAUGGCGUGGCAUAUCCAUACAUGGGCACAACACGCCAUUUUCACGUCGUCUUUGACGUGCAAGCAACGUCAUUGUCAACUUUUGUCGUGCAAGCAACGUCAUUGUCACCACGGACGUCAGAUUGUCGAGGGGGGACUGGAUUAAAAACUGUGUUUGUAUCAGUUUGUGGUAAUCUUCAACACAUCUGACAAAACAUAAGAUUUUUAAAGUUUUUUACUUCCUUACACGAGCGCUAUUCUGCAAAAUGCCGCCAAAAUUAGUUCUACCGAUUUUCGGGUGACGUCGGUGGUGACAAAAACGUCGUUUGUUUGAGCUCACUAUUACGUCUGAAUAAACGCAAUACUGUAGCGCAUUGGUUUUGCCGAGCCAAAUUUUCAACCCAAGUUGAACGUUUCAGUGAGAAUAACUGCGGUGGAAUUAAAAAUUCACGUUAUAUGAUAUACAGGGUUCGUAUGUCAUAGAAAACUUGGAAAUCCUGGAAUUGUCAGUUUCAGUCGUGGAAAGUCUGCGUUGAAAAAACAAUUGAUUAAACCUGUUUAAAUGACGUUUUUGUUGUGUGUUCCAUUUCUAAAUGCAACCACAGUCUCCUACGCGUCAAAAAGAAGACAUAAUCAACAUUUUAAAUUGUUGAAAGAAGCAAUGAAAAUAGCUCUAUUUCGAGACUAAUAUACUGUUGUAUAUCGUUUCAGUUCUGGUCUGAGAUUUCAUUCCGGUUUAAGCUGAAAUUUUAAACUCGGCCUGGGCUGAAACUCGCUACUCGCUAUGCACUUGUAAGACAAUUUCAACUUGGCUAGCCGGGUUAAAAUUCAGUCCGCGCUGAAAAGUCUUCAUGUAAUCCACCCCUAAAAAUUGCAUUAUAUUCACAAAGCCAUAAGGAAUAGAUUGAAAUGAUUCUUAAUCUGUUUUCUAAACAUUGUAACAGACUCUUUCAACAUGGCAGUCCAGCAAUACCUUACAGAGAUGAAAUUCACACAGAUGGUUGGCUUUACAAUAAUACAGAUCAUUAUGAGACCACAGUAAGUCUACGUCAUGUUCAAGACGAGAAUAUUUCAUCACCAUUGCCUGGCAAGUGGUAUGUCACAGUAUUUCUUCCCUAUGUAGAGAAGGUGAAGAAAAUCAAAGAAAAGGUACUGGUUAGGGACCGCUCAUUAUUUAUUAUUUAUCAAAGAGAAAUAUAAUUGUGUGCGAAACAUGAGAAUGCAAACAGAUUCUGUUAGGAUCUUGAAAGAAUUCUUGAAAGAUUGAAUGUAUUGUUAGGAUUGUUCUUGAUUUUGCCAGGAAACUGUUAGGAUCUACUGUACAAGAUUCUAUAGUUAUACGCUUUCUAACGGCAACUAAGUGAACUAACACUGUCUUUUAGGUAGUCUUUGGCUAUCUGAAAUUGCGUGUAUAUGUUGUUUCGCUGAAGCUGUAGUCUGCACUCAGCGGUGCUUGUCAGGUUCAGCCGCAUGAGUAGCCUGCGUGGCAGGCAGUUUUUAGGGAGGCGAAGGAAAUACCUCGUCUCCUUAAAAACCGCCUGCCACGCAGGUUACCGCAUGAUUUAAAACUCACCUGACACCAGAAAACCUCUGAACCCAUGGAUCACUUUGAAGACCAUAGUCGACGAGUAAUCAAACCAGUAUUCAAAACGGUGUAUGAAUAUUCCUUCAAACGUCGACUGUAGUCUUCAAAGAUAGAUUCCCGUUUGGUGACGUGAUUGUGCCACUUUAUAUUGUUUGGAGCCUGAUUAGCUUAUAUAUAAUAAAAGAGUGUGUAUCAUAUAAAAUCCACCAUUGGCCAUAGUUGUAUCAAACCCGUUGUAUGAACCUCCCAUUAUUUUCAAACUAACGAGUAUCAACAAUCUCUGUUGUUUAUAUACGUCUGGUGUAGUUGUGGUGUUUAACAUAGGUGUUCAGUUUUUUUGCUGAUGUUACUCUGGAUGUCUCCACACCGGGAAAACUGAACAAAUCUCCCCUUAUUUUUCAGGUUGAGCAUGAGUAGUAACAAAGGUUUCUUUGGUCUAUACCGCAGCCGAGGCAGAACCCCAGGUUCAAUAUUUUUUCCAUAAAACUGAAUAUUUUGUUUAUAUUUUACAAUCAGGGUUUAUCAAAAGCCGAUGAGAAAUGUCUCAGUGCACUGAGUAUUGUACAAGUGUUGAGAUCUCCAUUGAAACCUCCAGUGGUUCUUGCAAAGGGUCAACCUUGGAACACUAAUGCAAACCUCAGGUGAACUAUUUUUACUUAUAAAAACCUCGUAUACUAGGUAUAGGCCCUAACUUAGCUAACCUCGUUUCUACUUCAUACAGAAAACUUGAAAAUACUGAACGAAAGUUCAAGCAAUUAAAACUUACAAAUGCUUGCUGGCCUAAGUGUUGAUUCGAAUUACAAAAUUCAUUUGCUACAAGCUAGUUUCUAACUACAAGCAACCAUGUACGUAGGUUCUUCCCUCUGUAUAACAGAAUAACUCAAGCUUGUAAGAAACGGCCCAUUAGGAUAAAAAUGCAUGUCAGCCAGAAGGUGGCAGAAAAAAUAUAUCACAACACGAAAAAAAAACAUGUACUGUACACCAAGCGAACGGUAAAAAAUCCAUGCAUGGCAGAAACUUCCUCCCCCCUUCACUUUUCUAAUUGCCCGUCCCUAAAAUGAAGAUGUGUAGUUACAGUAUGUGUGCAAAACCUUCGUGGUCCCGUGGGAAAGCUUCUUCAGUCGCCUGACUGCUUUAUUAAUUGUUUCUCUCUUUUUAGUGUUUCCACCACAACGUACUACAAAUACUUCAUCUCUAGUUACUCUAAGGAAUUGCGUAUCAAAUUAAAGAAUUUCUGUUCUGCACAACAUAACUGUUCAUUAAAAUUGUCUUUGUCUGCUUCGUCAUUACCUACACACUCCUCACUGAGCUGCAUGGCUCCAUGUGAGCGGAAUGUUAGCUGGCCUCAAUCACAGUCAUACUAUUAUAUUGAGGUCAGUGGAACAAGUCAAUCGUACGAAAUAACAGCUAAUCAUACAGGUCAGUCUGCAGUUAACAAAUACAUUCCAUCUUGUUGUUUGUUCACAUAAAUAUACUCGUAUACAUCAUCGAAUUAUAUUAGAUGACGCCACUAGCACUGGCUCCACACUGUCACCGGGCAAGCUGGUUUGCUUGAUCAACGCUCUUGCCAACUGAGUGUACGAGUUCCCCCUAUUGACCCUAACUCUGACAUAAACAGAAGUCUAAGUAAUAAAACCUUUUACUCAUGAAAUAAAAUGACAUGGAAAUAGAAUGGCUGUUUUUCAUUCAGCCCGUUCUAUUAAAAUAGAAGCUGCGAUUACAUGACAAAAAAUUGAGCUACCCACGGAACCGAAUUUCCGAACGGGCUGAAAUUCAGCCUUUCAAAGCUUUAUCGGAAUGGUUCUACUUAACCGAGCUAAAUGCCCUCCAUGUAAUCACCUCCUAGAAAAUUCGACAGCUCCAUGUACAGAUUUAACUAGUGUUUGUUUUAGAAUUUUACAUUACAAAAUGAGAUCAUUAUUUAUUCUUUAUCAUAUUGCUUUACUUUGCUCACAUGAUAAUAUUGGAUACCUGGAUAUAUAAUUAAUUCAGUCCAAGGAUUGGGUGAAAUUAUGAGUACAAGAUGUUAUUUCAAAUCCUCAAAUUCGGACCGGACGGGAUUUCAAUCAUCAAAGUUAGUUGCACUCCUCGGCUUUCCUCGUCCUGGAACAGACUACUCGAAGUUGAAAUCCCGUGCAGUCCCCAUAUUUGGAUUUGAAAUAUUACAUCUGAUAUGUACGUGUUCAAUAUUUUUUCUAGAAUGCCUUCUAAACACUCCUGGAUGUACAGAGAUUACACCCAUGUUUGCACUGGAUCGUAAAAUUCUUGAAAAUAGCUGGCAGUAUUAUCUAUUCAACAGCACAAAUAUGUUUAGUUUGAAAUUAGAUCCUGACUACGUCGGAACAACUUUAACAUUUUUACUUUGGCCAUUCCACGAUAAGACCAGGGCGACAUAUAAGAUGUGUAUCACCAGAGAUUUAUUACCAUAUGAUUUCGUGGAAUCUGAUGAAUUUUCCAAGAAACAUUGCAGUGAGAAGAGUGAUGGUGUUUUACGUAUGGCGGUCCUCUAUCCACAAUCAGGAACAUGGUAUAUAGUUGUCACUAUCGAACCUCAUGAUCCAUUUUCAAGUUCAAACUUUAUUUUUCAUGCUAAAACCCAAACAUGCCUUAAUGACUGUAACAAACAUGGAUCAUGUGUGAUAAAGAGUGAUAUUGGAGUAUCUUAUGGGUUAUGCGAGUGUGAUUAUGGAUACAGUGGAUUUACGUGCUCUGAUCACCAUAGCCUGGAUAUACUCGCUGUGUGUUUACUUACAAUAAGUAACAUUGCUUUUAUCCCUGGAAUUAUCGUGGCUUGUUCCAGAAGAUUUUAUCCAGAAGCGGUUGUGUAUCUCUUUAAUAUGUACUGUUCAACGGUAAGACUUGAUUGAAUCAUCAAAUACGAUUUGCAUGAUAUAUGGGUUAGAAAUACCUGAGGAAGACUAUUAAAAAGUAAUUUGACUUCGCCAGCCGUCAGUAGGUAUAGUUACAGCGGGGCAGCUUCGUCCCCAGGCUCCAGUACGUGCGUGUGAUUUGCGACGCGCAGCUCUAAAAGCACCCCUCCCCCCAUUUCCCCCCUUUCCCGCCCACGCGUGUUUCUCGCGUGUUUCACCCGCACCGGGGACGGGCUGACAGCGUGGUCUUCGCUUGAAACGUCGAAGUAUUUUCCAUUUUUUCAGGUCGUUCAGAACCAAAGCACAGCAGCUUGUUGUGGAAUAGUAGCGAACUUAAGAUCUAGGACGCGGCCGGCUCAACGACGCGCUUGCGAAAGAAAGAAAUUUGUCAUGCAAGACAAAAACUGUGGAUAAUUUGUGGUCCCAGGAGUAUUCUCAACGGCUUUGUUACUCUCAACACAACGUAAAACUAAAAAUUCGAAAAAUCUUCAGACAUUUAUUACAGUAAUAAAAUUGCUUAGCGCUCAUUCUUGAGCUGAAAUUCAGACUGCGUCGUUGAGCCGGCCGCGUCGUGGAUCUUAAGCUCUCUAAUAUCUACUGUAUACUGGACCCCAAGUUUGAGAUAAAUUUUGAGUCGAUUUAUGUUAAUUCAGAGGGGAGUAGCAUCGUUGAGUUUAUUGCAAGCGCGUGGAGAAACAUCAUACACCACAGAAGUCGAAACUACUGAUCUAUAUGUGCCACUGAUAUGUGCCAAAAAUAAGACCUGCGGAGUAGGCAGGUCCCUAUAAACACAUGUACUCACUAGCUUAUAAGUAUUCGUAUGUUAUUCGUACUAUAGCUACCUGUCCUCUGAUAGGUACAAUAUGAACAGCGCAGCCACACCUACUGUUCGCCGCCCAGGAAUAUACUUACUGCAUUUGGCGACCUUCCACAUUUCCCGAAGUGACGACACAAUUACUGUGGUACAUAAUUUUGCGUUGGUAUUAGAUUAAGAUUGGGGUUGCGGUAUGGAUCAAAGUUAGGAUUUAGGUUAGGAUUUAGGUUAGGGUUUGGAUUAGAGUUGUGGUUGGGUUAGAGUGAAAAACGUAGUAUAUAAGUUACGAAAUUAAUUGUGGUUGCCAAUAUUGAAAUUGACUCAAAAUAAAUAUUACAGAGAGUUAUAGUUGUUUUAAGUCUGUCCAACAUUUUUAAACCGCGUGAAGUUGUUCAUGUAUAUAGAAAACUAACGCUGUCAUAGCCUGCGUAUUAGGACCCUGUUUCAGUUGAAAAUAAUGUUGAAUAAUCAGAAUGUUUUAUCAUUCCAGGUGUACCACGCAUGUGACAGCCAUGGUUAUUGCAUUUACGACUACAAUACCCUGCAAUUGAGCGACUUUUAUGCUUCAGUCCUUUCUGUUUGGUUUACUCUUGUUACAAUGAUUAAAAUGCGUUCUUUAUGGCAUCGAACACUGAACGUUGUAGCUGUAUUAUCUCUCUCCAUUGGUGUUCACUUAGCUCGUUUUGGUUUGUUGAUAAUUGCCAUCCCUAAUGGAAUUGGUUUAAUGUUUGUUCUUCUAUCUUUUGUAAGUAAAUGC
This is a messenger RNA of Paramuricea clavata, 10390 nucleotides long. Lineage: Eukaryota; Metazoa; Cnidaria; Anthozoa; Malacalcyonacea; Plexauridae. The record is from the annotation of a GenBank genome assembly.